AUGACACUGGGACGCUCUGUUGUUGGUAUCAUGGAUGCCCCCGACCCCCCCACCGUAGUCGCGCUACUGCCGCCAGCGCUCAUCAGUCGUCCCGGUCCUACGUGUGAGCGUGGGGAAAGGGGCUUCCAAAACUCUCUUCACGGCAAGUACACAUUUGUAAAUACCCUUGCGUCCACUGACCCGUACCGUGUAUCCAGUACUACACACUUGCAUGAUCCGUUAGCGGUACUUACUGAACGAAACUUUGCUGACGACACUCCGACUGCUGGACUUCGGAUAUUCCAUCGAAACGACCAUGACUUCAGCUUAUCACCCGGUCCGGGACGCCUACCACAACGCGAUAUGGAAACCCCUGAUCCGCCUAGCUCAGUCGAGCCCGCCGUAGACACCGAAUUACAAUCGCAAUCGACUCGUUCCUGCCACCCAAGUCGUCCCGGUCCUGAGUCUAGUGGUGGCGAAGAGGUUUUCCAAGCCGCCUUCCAUGGCAAGUAUCCUAUCAGUAACGGUAUCCAUUGCUCUGACGCAUCCUCAAUUCCCAGGACAUCAACCGUAACAAAUAUUGCUGCAUCUGCCACCACAUAUGUCCUGGUAUACUAUCAAAACGUUGGAGGAAUGAACAGCUCUCUCGCUGAGUACCAGUUAGCCUUCAGUGAUUGCUGUUAUGACGUAUACGCCCUCACCGAAACCUGGUUGAAUCAAAAUACGACGACAAGCCAGCUGUUCAACGAUUCCUACUCCGUUUACCGACAGGAUCGGUCGCGUUCAAAUAGUUGUAAAAGUACUGGAGGUGGCGUUUUGUUAGCUGUUCGCUCAGGAUUCAAGUCCUGCGCAGUUAAUCCUCCCAACAGUUCGGUAGUUGAACAAUUCUGGGUCGCGAUUACCACUGUUGACGGAAUACUCUAUCUCUGCGUAGUUUACAUCCCUCCCGAUCGAGUCAACGACGAAAACUUGAUGGGCAACCAUUUUGAAGCUAUCAAUUGGGUUGUGUUGCAAUUAAAGCCUAGAGAUAAAAUUGUUAUUUUGGGUGAUUUUAACUUAAGCGCGAUCUCUUGGCAGCGUAAUUCCCACGGUUCUCUAUUCCCGAUCGCCUCUCGAUCGUCCAUAGGCACAGCCCCGCGAAAACUGCUUGAUACAUAUAGCACCGCUGGACUUAAACAGAUGAAUGGGAUUGAAAACGAGAAUCAUCGGACCCUUGAUCUGUGCUUCGUUAGUGACGAGCUGUGCGUAGACUGUACGGUUACAGAAGCUCCGGUACCACUCGUAAAGAUCUGCAGGCAUCAUUCUCCUUUACUAACGCAGUUAAAGAUCAGGCCACAGCAACGCUUCCGGGAUACUUCCGAAAGCCUUUCAUAUGAGUUUAGUAAAACCAAUUUCAACGGUAUGAACGAUUUUCUGGGCCACGUUGAUUGGGAGGAGGUUCUCCGCGAUCACGACGCUAGUCUCGCUGCAUCAACCAUUUCUAGCAUACUGGCAUAUGCUAUCGACCAGUUCGUGCCCGUCAAGUCAAAGCGCGUACCGCCUAAACCAGCCUGGGCGAACGCUGAUCUCAAGCGCCUUAAAACGAUUAAACGUGCAGCCCUUAGACGACACAGCAAGUAUCGCACUGAUGCCACGAGAAUAAGAUACGUAGAAAUAAAUACUACCUAUAAACAACUCAAUGAUCACCUGUAUAACGCCCAUCAGAACAAUCUGCAACGCCGUCUCAAGGCAAAUCCAAAAAGUUUUUGGCGCUACGUGAAUGAGCAACGUAAAGAAUCGGGAUUACCCUCUACGAUGUCCAAUGGUCUGCUCGAAGCCGACUCCGCCGCUGACAUUGCCGACUUGUUCCGUUCUCAUUUCAAUAACGUUUUCACCAAUGAACAUCUCGAACCGCAGGAUGUAGCCGUCGCCAUCGAAAAUGUUCCUCGACUUUCUGUACCUUUGUCGCAGUUUGUUAUCUCCUUGGACAUGGUUACGUCAGCUGGAAAAAGACUAAAAUCAUCCACGGGGUAUGGCCCUGACGGUAUCCCGUCAAUCAUUUUGAAACGCUGUAUGGAGACGCUAGCGGCACCGCUUGCAGCGGUAUUCAACCUAUCCUUGGCUACAGGCAUUUUUCCAAACUGCUGGAAACAGUCAUAUGUUUUUUCCUGUCUUUAA
This is a messenger RNA of Sabethes cyaneus, 2136 nucleotides long. RefSeq lists its product as uncharacterized. The record is from RefSeq and is a predicted model, not a curated record. Bases 1 to 2136 code for a protein of 711 amino acids. The transcript has a single exon. Gene Ontology annotation, molecular function: catalytic activity. NCBI's taxonomy places the organism in Eukaryota, Metazoa, Arthropoda, Insecta, Diptera, Culicidae.